UUAUCGAAACUUGGCGCUGUUAAGUUUGAACGACGCGGUCGCUCUUCUCUACUUGCUUUUCGCGGAAAUACUUACAGCCACAAACAAGAGAUUUUCCCAUAACAACAACAUAACAAGGAGAAAACGCCAAGCCAUUAAAAAGUAAAAACAAACUACACCAUUAUUGAAUUAACAUACAAUCAAAGGCCAGGACGAAUUCCCCGAAGAGACAUUUAGCCAAGUUGAUGAAUGUGCAAGGACUCCGGCGGGCCGUUUGAAUUGGCUUUGAGAAGCUCGCCUCGCUUGGUCUGGAAAGGCGAGGAAAAAUCGGCAGGGCAAACGCUCCGGCUUCACAUCCACUUGAUGACCCUUGUCGGCAGAGGGAGGAAAAGUCUCCUAGUUGGCCUCCUCGAGUCCGCUUCAUUCAAUGUCACUUGCCUCGAGGACGAGUGUUAAGUCGGGCGGCAGCGAAGUGGAUUUAAGGCAACGGAAUGCCAGUAUCCGGAAUCUCUUUGCCCCCACCCCGGCGGAGUUGGCCAAAAAAAAGGAAGCCCGUCGUGAGAGGAGCCGCAGCCAGAGCAGCUUUUCGCUCCAGAGAAUCGGCCUGCCUGAUGGAAUUGGAAGCCGGAGCCAGAUGGGCCUGCCCAGUUCCAAUAGCUUCGAUGAUUACAACGAUUACGCCUUGGGCAUAAAUCAAUUGCCAAUGACUACGAAUCAAUCGGCAGCGAGACAAUACAAUGGCCAGGACAAUAACGAGCUUGGCCUGAGUAACUAUGCUCCUGCGUCGGUAAUUCCCAGGACUUCGCACAAUGGCUGGCAUCAGAGUGCAUCGUUUGAAUUGCCAAUGAGCCGGACUCCGGCCGAGCACAAGAACUGGAAGUCAACGAGCCAACUGGAAAAUUUUAUUAACAGCAACGAACAGCUGCAGCAGAAGCAGCAGGAGGAGUACGACCAGGAUCCGGAGCAGGACACUUGUGUUGACUUUGGUAAUGAAAUGACCUGGGGCAAAUCUGCUGAGAAAUCGCUGCCAUUGAAUCACCAUCUGCAAGGAGUUGGAUUUUCCGGAGACGACCAGUGGGAUUUGGACUUGCAGCCGCUGGAGCAACGCGAAAGUUUGCACAGCCAAAGAUAUCGACCGGCGGCCUUUCAGUCGACGCCGCUGGCAGAGCGCCUGCAGCGAUUCCGAUACCGCCAGCAAUUGCAACUGCAGCCGCAGCAACAGCAACAGCCGAGCUUUGGUAUCGAACCCUUCGCCGAUCAUUUAUCAGCUGAACAAAUAGGCGUAGCCAAUUGGCAAAGAGGGAAUUUCGAGAGGCCAGUUGGCGGGACUGGGACUGAGACUGGGCCAGUUGAAGCUGAGCCAUCAGCGGAGCAGGAGGAGCUGCCGCCGGAUCGAGUGCUAUAUCCAGACUCGGAACCGGAGGAAGAGGAGACUGGUCCACGACGCCGCGUUGUGAUCAGGCGGCGCAUAGUGCGCACCACCCGCACCACUCCGCAGCAAACUGCGGCGGUGGCCAAGGCCAUCGAAGGCCCAAGUCCUGGACGAAACGGCAACGGGGAAAGGAAUCUUGGCUGGCUGACCAGGCUGCGCAGCUUCGGGUCGAGCAAUAGGAAAAAUCAGGCUGGUGUCGCAUCGGCAACAUCGCAACACGGCAAUCAACUAGCAAGUACUGGUGGCAACGGCAACUCCAGUUGCAACACAAACCCAAUCAUGGCCGUCCUGCGUACUAUGAAACUAAAGGAGCGGCUGGUCAUCAGUCUGGGCGCCACCCUCGUCCUGCUGACCCUCCUGCUCAUCGUCGAUGUGCAAAUGGACUUUGGGGUGGCCAAUCGCCAUCUGCUGCAGCAGCAGCACCACAAGAUCCGCCUCGGCAACGACUACGAUCCACGGGCGGCGGGGGGCGGCGGCGGCGGUGGAAUGCUGCACGAGUUCAAGCGCAAAUUCCUGCAGAAGAGCAACUCCUCGGGCUCCAAGGAGGCCUCCACGCAGGCAGCGGCGAGUCAAAGCGGUGGGGCGGCCAGUGGCCAGGACGCGGCUGCCGGAGCCUCGGGAGGAGCAGCAGGUCCUGGGACGUCGGGCAACAUAUCCACGCGGAAACCCAUCCCACACGAUCGCUAUGCGGAUCUGCAGAGGCACCUGCUCAGCGACGAGUACUCGCAUGUGAUUGUGGACAAUGCGCCGGAUGUGGCCAGGGACAAUCCCACGCUGGCUGAGAUGCUGCAUCGCAAGGCCAGUGCAAAUGCCAGCAAUUUGGAGCGCUUCCAAUUGCGCAUCACGAAGAAGGAGCUGUACGGUGAACAGGACACUCUGGUGGAUGCGGUGCUACGUGACAUGAUCAAGCUGCCAAUACAGCAUGUUGUGCAAAAGGAGGGCGGCACCCAGCUGAAAUUGAUCAUCGAGUACCCGAAUGAUAUCAAGGCCUUAAUGAAGCCGAUGCGGUUUCCGCGGGACCAGCAAACGCUGCCCAACCAUUUCUACUUCACGGACUACGAGCGUCACAACGCCGAGAUUGCCGCCUUCCAUUUGGACAGAAUCCUGGGAUUCCGGCGUGCCAUGCCCGUGGCCGGCCGUACGCUGAACAUUACGACCGAAAUUUAUCAACUGGCCGAGGAGAAUUUAUUGAAGACGUUCUUUGUUUCGCCAUCGCUGAAUUUAUGCUUCCAUGGCAAGUGCUCGUACUAUUGUGACACCUCGCAUGCCAUUUGUGGCAACCCGGACUUGCUGGAGGGCUCCUUCGCCGCCUUUCUGCCCAACUUUGAGUCGGGCAAUCGCAAGCUGUGGCGGCAUCCCUGGCGACGCUCCUACCACAAAAGGAAGAAGGCCCAAUGGGAGACAGAUGCCAAUUACUGUGCCCUGGUCCGGGAUAUUCCGCCCUACGAUGACGGCAGGCGGCUGUACGACCUCAUGGACAUGGCCGUCUUUGAUUUUCUCACUGGCAACAUGGAUCGUCAUCAUUACGAGACGUUCAAGGUCUACGGCAAUGAGACGUUCCCCCUGCAUUUGGACCACGGCCGUGGCUUUGGGCGGCCCUUUCACGACGAGCUCUCCAUCCUGGCGCCCGUGCUGCAGUGCUGCCUGGUGCGCAAGUCGACGCUCGUCAAGCUGCUGGAGUUCCACAAUGGCCCCAAGCCGCUGUCGCAGCUGAUGAGUGAGUCGCUGAGCCUGGAUCCCGUCAGUCCGGUGCUCUGGCAGCCGCACCUGGAGGCCCUGGACCGGCGGACCGGCAUAAUCCUGCAGAGCAUACGGGACUGCAUCAAACGGAAUCCGCCGGGCGAUGUGGACGGAUCCGAGACGGACCUCUCCUCAUAGCGAUGAGGAGGCGGCCAGAGGGAACCCACAAAUCAUCCUAGAGCAUUAGCUUAAACCCCUAGCUGUUAGUCGCGUGUCCUGUGUGUUGAAACUGAAAACAAAAUAAUUAGCAUUAAUGUUGGUGGCAAUCGGUCUUUGAAAAAGACCAACGUCCUAUGUGAAGGAACCCCUAUCGCUCUGUCUGCACAUACCAAAAAGAAAUGAGAGAAGAAGGCCAAGAGCCAGGGGCGGAAUUGAAUUCACUCUAAUGUUUAUACUUUCACCUAGAUUGUUUGUCGGGCAGCUGGAAAAGCAUCGAUUGGCAAUGAAAAUUGAGUACCUCCCACCCAAUCGCACACCCAAAUCACACCGAGCAGUAUCGUACGCUUACAGUGGGUGCCAAAAGUAAACAAAGACACAAUGUGCAAACAACCUGAAGGAGAUAGUGAAAACAGGGCAAAAACUCAACAUUUUGCCAGCGUGCGCCAGAAGGAAACUUGUUCAAAAGACUAUAAAACAUAAACAAGAGGAACUAUAACUGAAAGGAAAACUAAAAAAUUAAAAACUAUUUUUUAAAUAUUUAUUUAUAGUUUUUUCAUACAUAUUUACGACUUUUAUGUGCAUACACUUUUCCCGUAUGCAAAUUGACCCCUCCCCUCCCGCCCUCAUUCUCAAGUAAAGUUGUUGCAAGUUUAGUUUGUAAGUUGACCUAACUUUAUGAUCGAUAUCAGGCGUAGCUUUAUCCGAUUCAAGGAUCGUCUUAUUAGUUAGUCCAAUCAGUUCCAGCGAGAAUCAUGUACUUCACCAUGUGGGAAACAAAACAAAAGAGAAAGAAACUACUGUUAACAAACAAAUUAUUACUAUUAUUGAGUAUAUAGCUAAGUUAUGUUUGUUUUUAUUAUUGUAACGUUUUUCAAUUGUACCUUAUGUGGUUGAGAUAGAGAGCAUUAAUUGGCCAAGAUGUAAAGAUGCAGAGACAACAACUAAAUUGUGUUAGAAUUAGUAAAAUUUUAGUGAAAAUUUCAGAUGUAAUUAAUAAAAAAAAGUACCAAAGAAA
Messenger RNA from Drosophila elegans, 4325 nucleotides. Its product is annotated as extracellular serine/threonine protein CG31145. Gene Ontology annotation, cellular component: Golgi apparatus. The record is from RefSeq and is a predicted model, not a curated record. NCBI's taxonomy places the organism in Eukaryota, Metazoa, Arthropoda, Insecta, Diptera, Drosophilidae. Gene Ontology annotation, biological process: protein phosphorylation. Gene Ontology annotation, molecular function: protein serine/threonine kinase activity.